Molecule: messenger RNA, 1682 nt
Organism: Paraphaeosphaeria sporulosa
Lineage: Eukaryota; Fungi; Ascomycota; Dothideomycetes; Pleosporales; Didymosphaeriaceae
Product: alpha/beta-hydrolase
Exons: 1
Coding region: 454-1506 (350 amino acids)
Source: RefSeq, a predicted model, not a curated record
GGUCGACGCGCCAACUGAUCGCCUGGUCCAGCGCUGGCAGUAGCAGUGCCCGUACGGCCACCAGACAGCCUGCGUCGCCGCCAUCACUACGCUUUCCCUGCCAUCGCCCGUCGCACUGUGAUAGCACCGGCUCCGCUGCGCAUCAGCACCCCCUGAGUGCGGUCGCGCAUCAGCAUCACCGACCAGACACCGCCCAGUGCAACACCACGUCGAGCAGCGCAGCGCACAGUCACCCGCCGCCAUGACCGCUGCAAUGCAUAGCAGCACGACGCGGUCCGGGGUCCAAAGACCUCUAACCCACCCACCGUAGCAGCACGGCGAUGGCUGAGGUACCGGCUGCGAGCCUCGGCCCACUUCAACCUUGACCCCACCAUCAUUGAUAGCUCGACUUGAUCUCGCCCGACUAGCCUCCAGACUUACCAUCACAGCACCCGGCAUUGACACAAGUCCACGAUGGCAGCAACGAACAACCCCCUCGAGGGCCACACCGCCGACCAGCCUCCCGUCUCUACCCAGACAUACACCAUCGCCGGCAUCCGCACCACCGUCCAUGGCCUCACCGAGCUCCCGCCCGCCACCUCCACCGUCGCCUGCCUCUGGCUCCUCCACCCGCGCCUGCAGACUGCCAAAACCAUGGCUCCCAUCGCCACGGCCAUACUCUCCGCCUGGAACGCACGCAUCCACGCCGGACGCGCCGGCAAGAGCCCCACCGGCCUCAUCGCCGUGUCCUUCGACCAGCGCAACCACGGCACCAGGCUCAUCGACCCGCUGCACAACGAGGCCUGGCGGCAGGGCAACCCGCGCCACGCUCAGGACAUGUUCGGCUGCAUCCACGGCACCGCGGCCGACACCUCCCAGAUCAUGGACCACCUUGCCUCGUACAUCUUCACGUCCCCGUCCUCCCCGCAGAUCACCCAGCACUUCGUCCUCGGCAUCUCCCUCGGCGGUCACGCCGCCUGGCACUGCGUCCUCGCCGAGCCCCGCAUCACCGCCGCCGUCGUCGGCAUCGGCUGCCCCGACUACACGCGCCUCAUGGUCGACCGCGCACGCCUGUCCAAGCUCGACUCGUACACCGCGAGCACACCCCCGGGCGCCGCCUUCCUGGGCAGCCCAGACUUCCCACGUGCACUCCAAGACGCCGUCGCGCAGUACGACCCGGCGGGGCUCCUGCUGCCGGGGCACUUCAAUCCCGCCGGCGCGGACCCCGACGUCGGCAAGCCCGCGACGGACAGGAUGAAGGUGCUGCUGCGGGAGCGGCUGCAGGGGAAACGUAUACUCAACCUCAGCGGGAAGAUUGACAAACUGGUGCCGUAUGCAGCGGGCGAGGCGUUUCUAGGCGCGUUCAAGCGCGCGCUGGAGGAGGAGCCGGGGCUGGAUAUCGGGUUCGAGGAUGUGCUGUUUGAGGGCGUUGGACAUGCGUUUCCCGCGGCUAUGGUGGAGAAGUCGGCGGAGUGGAUAUGCGGGCUGCUAGAGAAUGGACAGGGGCAGGUGAGUAGCAAGAUGUGAGCAGGUGCUGUGUGGAGUGGAAUAGUCACUGACGAGGCGGGUCCUUGCCAAUUGAGAAACACGUCACCAUGUCCCCCGCCAAUUCUGUCAUGACAUUUGGCCGUCAAAGUAUGCAACGAACCCCCGCCACUUCCCCUUCUCAUUGCGCCAUCCAAAACCAAGACCCAGAAUAGUGG